Messenger RNA from Hyalella azteca, 1451 nucleotides. Its product is annotated as heterogeneous nuclear ribonucleoprotein A1, A2/B1 homolog. Gene Ontology annotation, molecular function: RNA binding. The annotation marks the transcript as partial. NCBI's taxonomy places the organism in Eukaryota, Metazoa, Arthropoda, Malacostraca, Amphipoda, Hyalellidae. The transcript is spliced from 8 exons. The record is from RefSeq and is a predicted model, not a curated record.
UUGCAGGAAAAUCUUGAGCCAGAACAUCUUCGCAAGCUCUUCAUUGGAGGGCUUGAUUACCAUACCACUGAUGAGUCCCUCAAAGCUUACUUUGAACAGUUUGGAGAAAUAGUUGAUGUGAUUGUCAUGAAGGAUCCCCAGACCAAACGCUCUCGAGGUUUUGGUUUUGUGGCCUUUUCUCAAUCCUACAUGGUGGAUGAGGCUCAGAAGAAUCGACCACACAAGAUAGAUGGUCGAACUGUCGACACAAAGCGAGCUGUGCCCAGGGAUGAGAUUAGCAGGCCUGAGGCUGGAGCUGUGGUCAAGAAACUCUUUGUUGGAGGAAUCAAGGAUGUUACAGAAGAUGAUGUACGGGAUGUGUUCAGCCAGUUUGGAGAGGUUGUGAGCGUCAGCAUCCCUGUUGAACGUGACACUAAUAAAAAGCGAGGCUUUGCCUUUGUUGAAUUCACUGAUUCUGACUCAGUGGACAAGGCUUGCUUACAUAAAGACUUGAUGAUCAAUGACAAACGCGUUGACGUCAAGAAAGCUGUUGAUAAGAACGAGAUGGCCCGACGCGGUGGAGGCGGCGGCGGUGGCGGUGGCCGCGGCGGUGGAUGGGACAGCCGAAAUGACAGCUGGGGAGGAAACCAGAGCUCUGGCGGCUGGGGAGGCCGCAGUGGUGGCGGUUGGGGCAGCAGUCAAGGAGGCUAUGGAAGCCAAGGUGGAUAUGGAGGCAGCCAAGGUGGAUAUGGUGGAGGUGGAGGCUAUGGUGGUAGCCAGGGUGGAUAUGGAGGAGGUGGCGGCUGGGGUGGCAACCAGGGGGGACAAGGAGGCUGGAGUGGUGGUGGCCAGGGUGGCUGGGGCAGCAACCAAGGUGGUGGACAGGGCUGGGGUGGUGGCCAAGGUUACGGUGGUGGCUCUGGUGGUAGUGGCGGAGGAUGGGGAGGCCAGCAGAACGACUUUGGCAACAACUACGGACAGAACUAUGGCGGUGGCCCGAUGAGAGGACAAGGCAGCUACCAGAACACGCGUUCCGCUCCCUACUCUGGCGGCAAUCAAGGCUAUGGAAUGUCCAGUGGUGGCGGUGGUGGAGGAUAUGGAGGCUCCAGUAAACGCUACUAAACUCCAUCUUCUUAGUUUUACUAAGUAAAGUCCUAGGGCGUUAUAGGAAGGCGAGUGUUGAGGCAGGCUUGACAGGCUCUAUGCUAGGCUCAGACAGGCCAGGCACAGCUCUAGGCUCGCAGUGUAGGAGCCAACUCCCUAGAACAGCUCCAACUCGAGGAUACAUUCCAAACCGAGCGACGAGAGUUAAGGCCUUCCUAUGGUUUGGGUUAGCUGCUUCAUCUGCUGGACGACUUUUGAUCCGACCACACUAAUCUUCAGAUCACCAAUUAGAUGUUGCGUACAGCGUUACGUAGAGCGCUGUGGUACAAUUGUACUCUAAGCCAUCCAAAUUAAAAGAACCAAGAGCU